AUGCAGAAUGAACAAGAAAAUGAUGGUGAACAUGGAGAUACUCCUGAAAAACCGUUUGUUGAUGAUGAAGUUCAAGAAAGUGAUUUAUCAAUUGAAGUUGUUCAUGAUAAUAUAAAAUCUGAGAUUGAAGGAAACAAGCCUUCUGAGGGCACCGUAAUGACUUCUGAUAUUUCAGAAAUAGACAAGCAGUUAGACAAACUUGGUGCUAUGAUAUACAAAGAAGAAGAGACUUAUGCUGAGCUUGAGAAAAAAGUGAAUGAAAUGCAAGAAGAAACAUAUGAAAUUGGAGAAACCACAGCGGCCUUUGUCGGUGGUACGCAGGUUGAAACAAGCAUUAUUUCUUCUUCUUCUUCUUCUUCUAUUGCAGAACUUGAAGGAGGAGAAGAAGGAGAAGAAAAUAUAUCCACUGAAAGCUGGAUGGAUGUUCUAGUUCCAGAAAUCAAGAAGGUUCUUGGAUCUUCAGAAUUUAUUUCAGAGGAGAAGGUCACACUGCCUGACUCAGAAGGAAUUGCUGAGGCAAAGGAGAUAGCCAAAUCAGAAAUGUUAUUGGCAGCGGACAAUCCCAUGCUGGAGAAAUUCCAAUCUGUACUUAAGCAACAUCUUCUUCGUCAGAUCACUAAAUUGAAAAACAGUAUUCUGGAAAUUGGAGGAGACCAUAAAAAGAAAGAUACUUCCCUUAAGGCAGAUGCAGACUUAGCUUAUAAAGAACAGCAAUCUAUUAUGAGACAACGUGAAACCUUGGAAAACUACAGAAGUACUAUUGAAAAGAUUGCUCAACAAAGGAAAACUCUUGAAGAACAAAUGCAGACUCAAAGAAAAAAUAGUGAUGAAAUGAGGGAAACUUAUGAAAAAACUAAGUCAGAAGUGGAGUAUUGCCAAGGGGAAGCAGAAAUGUUAGAUGAUCUGGUGAAAAAAAUGACUGAACAUGAUAAGCAACAAGAAAAAGAAAUAGCUCUUUCAAAACAGAAACAGUCAUUCAAUUUAAAAGACAAAGAGAGAUUAUCUAAGGAGAAACAAGCACAGGACAUGCUUCUCUGGAGAAUGACAAAAAAUAUUUUAGACAAAAAAAGGGAAACAGAAGACCGUAUUAGAAGAACUAAAGCAAAAACAAAGGAAUGCAAUGUUUUAAGUGAAAGAUUACUUUCAGCUUCAGUCGAUCGUGCUGAAUUACUACUUAUUAAUGAAUUAUUAACUAAAGAAUUGCAAAAAGCAUUUCAGUAUAUCAAGGCAAGAGAUGCUGCAAUGUUGGCUGUAAAGAAGGAAUUACAGGAAGCAGAGACUAAUUGGAAAAAAUUGAUAUUAAGUUUAAAUUGGUAUAGAAAAAAUUUGAGAUUAUUAAUGGCCGAGAACGAAACCCUUUCUCGCCAGAAAAGGAAAAGUGGUGAUGAAGUUCAAUUUCUUAUCGACAAGAUAGAAGUAUUAAAAGAACAGCGUUUCAGGACUAUGGAAGAACUUAAUUCUUUUGAUGAGAUGCUAAAGGGGGGUGAUCUUGAUCUGAAGAAUGCUGAACAACUCAGCGAGGCUCUCAAAGCUGAUGAAGAACAUAUACUUAAACAAAUUUCUCUUGCAUGUGGAGAAAAAAUGAGAUUGGAAAAAGCAUAUAUGGAGAAGUUAAUUUAUCGGGAUACUGCUGGGAAAAUGGUGACUCAUGUCAAUGACUUAAUUUUGAAAAUGGUGGAAGAGCAUAAAAACAAGGAGUUGAAAAUGUAUAAAUUAGAGAAUCAACUGGCCAAAGAAAUGGUCGAAUUAGAAAUUCUCAAAGGUUCCUUGAAAGAAACUGAACUUGAACUCGAAAGUGCCAACACAAACGUUAAUCAAUUAGAUAGUAAUUAUGGAAAAAUAGAAAAUAAUAUAAUGAAACUUAUAAAUAAGGAAUAUGAGUUAAAGAGUUCUGUGGCUGUCAAGAAAAAAAAUUUAGAAAAUCUUGAGAAAUCUUGGGCUAAUAAAACAUAUCUUGAUAGCCCACUGGUGAUAAAAAAGAGGAAGCUGUCUGAAAAUAUUACAAGGUUAGAGCAAUCUAUCGAAGAAAAGGAAGAAGUUUGGUUGGAAUUUCAAGAAGGUUGUCUCAGAGCUUCAAACAAGAGACAAAAACAAUUAGAAAGGAUCAAUUUCCUUAGAAAACAGGUCAUAAUGAUGGAGGGUACUCUUGAAAGACUGGAUAAAAACCUUAAUGAACAAAAGAGGGAAUUUCAUCAGGUUUUAAACUCUUUGGAAAACCACAGACGUAAGAUUUGCGCUCUACAAGUUGCUGAAUUAAAACAAGGUAAAAUGAGACAACAAGCUGAGGAAAAUACUAGAGAAUUAGAAGAGUCAUUUAUCAAUCUAUUAAAGAAUUUAGAGGCAGAAAGUAUGGCUUUACAACAAGAAGUGUGGGAAUUGGAAGAAGAAAACGAAAAAAAAGUUCAAACUACAGAUAUGCUUCAAAGAGAACUUCUUGAAUGGAAUAAAAAGUAUUCAAUGGCCAUAGACCUGAGGAAAGAAAUUGAGGAAGAAAAACAAAAAGGAGGAGAAAUAGCAGCUAUGAAGCAGGAAAUUCACAGAAUGGAGAUACGAUUUUCAAAUCUACGUAAAGUAGAAGAGAGAUUGACAAAUGACUUAGAAUUGUGCUUAAGCAGGCGGGAUUCAAUUAUAGAUUCCGCUGAGGCCAGAGAAAAGAGAGCUCAAACAAGUGGUAUAACAGUAAGAGCUCAAGCAUGGAGACGUAUGGAAGAUACUAGAGCCAAAUUAAGGACCUUAAGCAGAGAAUCAAGACAACUUCGGAAGGAAAAACUUACUUGUUUAGAACACAGAAGAUUUAUAUCAGGUGAAGCUGAAUUUUGGAAGAUGAAUGUAAAAUAUUUGUCACACAGUCUGGAACGAUUGGAGCACCAAAUAAAGGAAGGCCAAAUUCACUGUCACAGUACACUUGAGAUGACUGUGAUGAGGCAAAGGAAGGCCAAAUUGUUGGAAGAAUUAAAAAAUGGAAGAUAUAGAGUUUUAGGAAAAACUGAAGAAAACCUGGCUGCCAAGGAAGAAUCUACUAUUAAAAUUAAAAAUAUUCUACUCAGUAUAAUUGACAAAUUAAAAAAAGAUUUCCCUCUACUUAGCCUUCAGUUAAAACAAAUAGAAAAUACUAUUUCAUACAAUCUUGACCCAGAAGAAACAGAAAAUAAUUAA
This is a messenger RNA of Nezara viridula (southern green stink bug), 3156 nucleotides long. The record is from the annotation of a GenBank genome assembly. NCBI's taxonomy places the organism in Eukaryota, Metazoa, Arthropoda, Insecta, Hemiptera, Pentatomidae.